Molecule: messenger RNA, 3501 nt
Organism: Stylonychia lemnae
Lineage: Eukaryota; Ciliophora; Spirotrichea; Sporadotrichida; Oxytrichidae
Source: the annotation of a GenBank genome assembly
AUGGAAAAACUUGCAUACAUCUUGUAUAUUGAUAUGAUUUAACAGCUAUAGGCUGCAUAUUUUGGGCAUGAUGAUGUACUCGAUUUCUUAUUAGAGAAGUAUGAUAAAUUGCAUUUGAGUGUAGAUCCUUUAGAUAAUCUUGGAUUUACUCCUCUCCUUUAUGCCUGCUUCAGAGGUUACGAUGAGAAAGAGGAAGAGGCUAGUUUUUCGAGAAUUGCAUGUGUAAAGUUACUUGUUUCCAAGGGAGCAAAUGUAAACCUUAAAAAAGAAUAUACAGGUCUUACUGCUCUGCAUUGGGCUGCUUUUAAUGAAGACAAAAGUGUGGUAGUUUUCCUACUCAAUAAUAAAGCAAUUUUGUAACAGUCAACAAAUAUUCACACUCCCCUUGACGUGGCUGGUGUUUGUGAAAACUUUGGAAUUGUUGAAACCAUUCUUACUUUGUGGUAUCAGAAAUAGAGAAAAUCACCAUCAUUAGGAACAGAGUAAAAUCAAAACAAUUAGUCCUCUACAGAGAAAUUUCUUAAAGCGGGACAGGUUGCUCAUCUUGAUGAUGAAAAUAAAGGACCAAAUGAAAGUGAAAUAGUUAGGCUUAGAUUUGAUGAUCCAAACAUGCAGCUUAAUGACGAGUCGAAGGUAGUAUAUGAUAUCUUAUUCUGGGCAUCAGCUCUGGGAAUGACUGAAAUUGUAUCUUAUGUAAUUAGGAUGGGAUAUUCACCUUUCUCAAUUGCUUUUGAUGAACAGAAUGCGUUGAUGGCAGCAGUAGAAAAUGGGCGUCUUGAAACUGUAAAGCUUAUUUUAGGACUUGAGUACCAAUCUAGGAAUGAGAUAGCGUUGUACAAGGCAAAGUAUCAUUUUAAGGAUAAAUUCGGAAACAAUCCUUUACAUUUAGCUCACAAGAGAGUGCAUACAGAUGUUGCAGCAUUUCUUGAGUAAUAAUCACAAAGUGAACAAUUCAAGAAUGACAGAAAUUUGAGAGGUCUAGUGCCAAUCUAGAUGAACCAUAGGCAUAUUGCAUAAGAAUAAGAAGUUGAUUCAGAACCUGACUAUAUUUUCAUUGUGUAAAAAGCAAGAGCUCCUCUCUUAGAAAGCUAACUGGUUGAUUUAAAGAUUCAAUAUAAAUCUUUCACAUGUAAUUAUUUCAUUUUUAUAUUAUUAGCCGCAUUAAACCCUGAUAGAGAUUUGCUAGUUAUUUACUUUUCAGAUGAUUUAUUGGACGAAAUGGCUGAAAUAUAUGAGUUGCCUGUUAGACUCCUAGAUUAAAACCAAUCUGUUCCAUUCAAAAAUUAUGCAGAGGAUGUGUAUGAAUAGUUUUAAGCAAGACAAAAGUAAUUCCUCAUGAUGAAGAUCUUUGAAUAGGAAAUUGAUGUUGACUAUUACAAAAAAGCAGGUGUGAUUAUUGACCAUUUCCCUUUACAUGAUGCUUUUAAAAAUACUAUUGAUGAGAGCUGGAGAUAAUACAGAUUUGCAUUAUUCUUUGGCUUCAUUACUGGUAGAUACAAGCACUACAUGCAGCCAUUGCAUUUUAUUGCGAGAUAUUAUGGAGAAAAGAUGGGAUUCUACUUUGCCUAUCUUUUAUUCUAUACUUCUUGGUUAAUUAUUCCUGCUAUCCCUGGUCUUGCACUUUUCAUUUAUUAGAUGAUUAUCAUCGGUGGCUAAAUCAAAGACAAAAAGCCCAUUGAUUUGGACAAUCCUUUCAAUUGUCUCUAUUGCUUGGUAUUAGCUAUAUGGUCAACAGUAUUCCUAGAGGUUUGGAAGAGAAAAGAAAGUGAAAUAGCUCACAUAUGGAAUAUGACUGGAUAUCUUGGAGCUGAUACUGAAAUGCCAGACUACCGUUCAGAUUUUGUAAUUGAUGAUAAGACAAAAUCAAUUAAAAAAGAAAACCUUGCCAGUACUUAUGUUAGAAGAAUGUUCGGUGAAAUUCCAAGUGCGACAUUAUCAAUAGGAUUGGUUGUAUUGUGUUUUUGGGGAUUCAGGAAAUUGUAAUCUGAUCAUAAAGGCAAAACUGAGUACUCUGUCGGUUCUUCUGUUAUGAAUGCAGUCAUUAUUGUCGUUUUAGGAACACUCUAUAGAAAACUUGCCACUUUACUUGUAUCUUGGGAAAAUCACCAGUACCAAGAAGAGUGGGAAAAUUCUCUCGUCUCGAAACAUUUUGCUUUCUAGUUCGUUAAUGCCUACAUUGCACUCUUCGCAGUAGCCUUCUCAGAUUAAGAUUUUAACCAAUUAGCCUAAAAUUUAGCUAUCAUAUUGGCAGCCAAAUAAAUAGGUAUUAACAUGCUUGAAGUCAUACAGCCAUGGAUCUUGGUUAAAUUUAGAAUGUGGAAACUACACAAAGCUCUUAAAUAGAAUUUUGUAGGAAAACCAGAUAAAAAAGCUGAUUUUGAUGUGCAAUAGAUGGUUGAGGAAUAAUGCAUAUUAGAGCCCCAGUCCAAUGUUCUAGUUACAAAAUAUGCUGAAAUCAUUCAACAGUUUGGAUAUAUUGUACUAUUCGCCUAAGCAUUCCCAUUAGCUCCUCUCCUGUCAAUUUUCACAAACUUUUUGGAGAUGAAGGGUACCAUGAACAUGAUGGCUUACUAUCAAAAGAGAUCAAUAGCUCAAGGAGCAAGUGGUAUUGGAAAUUGGAGAGGGAUUUUACUAUCUUAUGUUGCUAUUGGAGUGAACUGCGCUAUCAUCUACUGGACAUCAAACUCUCUUAAUGAUAUUCUUGAUGGUAGAGAUUAUGAUGAAACUGAGAAAUUCAUGAUUAUUGUCAUCAUUGAGCAUGCUAUCAUCGUCUUUAAGCUUUUCUUGAGUAAUGUGAUAAAGGAUAAGCCAGAGUGGGUAGUUUAGGAAGAGCGAACCUAAUAAGAAGAACUUGAUAACCUUUUUGAAAUGCUCGAUAUAAAAGCUGAAUAAGUGAGAAAAGAUGGUGGUAAAAUCCUUGAGGAUCAGAUCAAAGCACUCAAGGAUAAACAAAAGUAAUCUUUCGUAAAAAGUCAAAUCGAACAGCAAUCUAAAAACAAUCUCGGUCAAGAUGCAAUAGAAAUGAAUGAAUUAAUGGGCAUUGAUGAAAAAUACAUUAAUCACAAAAGCAAAAAGAGAAUUGGAAAAGUCACUCUGUAAGAACUUUGGAAUAUCAAUGAGGACGGCAAGAAGGAUGAUAUAUCAAGAAGAGAAAAAAAGACACAGAUUCUAACUGCAGGAGCACCUAUAAGCAAAAAUGUGAAUGAUGACAUGAUGAGCAAGACCAACCAAUAGUUGAUUACUAAAAAGCCUGCUAACAAUGAUGAUGAGUAAUUAUUAAAUGAUGUCUCUAAAAGUGAUAGAAGUAAUUUUACUGAUAAUUGGAUGGUAUUAGAUAAGCCGGCAGUCAGAGAAUAAAAAGGCUCAAUAGUCAGUGGGGGGGAUGCUCAUUCCUCGAACAGAUAGUCAGUAGCCGGCCAGCAUAGCAGUGUAGUCAAUAAAGUACCGUAAUAAAUUCUAAGUUAAAUUCCUAUAGACAAUGAAGAGUUCAGAUCUUUAUGA